AUGACGGCGCCCCAGUCGCACGUCGCCACGCCUGUUUCCAGCCGUUUCGCGCCCCGCAGCAGCUGGCCGCUCCUCGUCAUCUUCUUCUCUGGUGUCUUGGCUACAUGCGUCGUCUUCCUCGUCAGCGAUUGGCAGCCUGUGGACCGCAGGAACAUUGGCAACGUCCCGUCGUCCGAGUUCUUGGCGUAUGGACCAAUCGACGUCGUGUAUACGUGGGUCAACGGCACGGACCCGCGCUGGAAGAAAGAGAAGGAGUUCUGGCACAAGCACUGGAUCGCGUCCUUAACGGGUCAACCGCUGCCCGUGUGGGGACAAGACGCGGACGUGAAGGGGCACGACGAUUCGAACGCGGACAAUCGAUUCCGAGACAAUGAAGAGCUCCGGUACUCGCUGCGGUCACUGGAGAAGUACGCGCCGUGGGUGCGCCACAUUUACGUGGUCACUGACGGCCAAAUCCCGUCGUGGCUAGACAUUGAGUCGCCUCAAAUCAGCAUUGUCAAGCACGGUGACAUCUUUAUGGAUCCAAGUCAUUUGCCGGUGUUUUCGUCGCCCGCUAUUGAGUGGAACUUGGACAAUAUUCCAGGCUUGAGUGACAUGUUUCUCUACUUCAACGACGACGUGUUUCUGGGCGCACCAGUACGCCCGGAAGACUUUGUGAGCCAAGCAGGCGUGCAAAAAGCGUACUUUGCUUGGGAGAUUCCACUCUGUGCUACAAGGUGUGAGGAGUCGAGACUGGCCAAUGGGAGGUGUGAUGCGAGUUGUAAUGUGACGGCGUGUGAUUUCGAUAUGGGUGACUGUGGAUGUGAUGUGAACCCGCUUGAUGGGGCGGUGACGUGUGACGCUGAGAAGAUUGCGAAAAUACUUGAAGACUCGCCAAAACCUUCAAAGAUGAGCGAGUAUUUGUGCCAAGGAGCGUGUAAUUACCAAUGGCUGGGGAACGGUGUGUGCAACCAGCCUUGCAAUGUCAGUUCGUGCGCGUUCGAUGGAGGGGAUUGUAAAGUGCAGAACGAGGAUCAUGGUCACCAGUCACAAGCUCAUGGUGGCGUGGAGGAAGAUGAGGAAAGAUUGUCGCCGCUUGUAAAGGAACUUUGGUCAGCGGAUAUUUCAACAAGCCACACGCUUGUACAUGUGCCAUUGGAUGUCAAUUCUACGUACUUAAACUUUACGGAUGCAUUUGGCGUGAAUGGAAGUAUCUGGAGUGCUGCUCAUGAUAAUGAAAAACUCAUUCGUUUCGCGUCAGUAUACGAGACGGAAAUGGUCUUGCUGCUGGUGUUUGGCCGUGACAGCGAGGCCCACCCGAUGACAAGUAGUGUUCAGAUAUCAGUUGUUGGUGAGGACGCAGAGGAAAACCUUGUCGAGUUGAAGUUCUUAAUUGUGCGAGGAGAACAACGCAUUGAGCCGUCUUUUGGUCCUGCGCAAGUGGGGCUGGCUACUCUUGACAUUUCUGGAGGCAUGUUUACCUAUCAGAAUACAAGCAUCCGGCCGAACACCGUUCGGCUGCCUUUCGAGUUUCGGCAAGCUACCUUUUGCACUGCGGUCCAGUCUCCCGGUGACGAUGUGGAGCAUACCAUGACGACAGAGACAGUCGAGAGCAAGGAUGCUGCUGUUGUUGACGGAGGGUUGUUCGGCGAUGCGCCACAAGUCGAGAUUUUUCUGCCGCUCAAUGUGACAGGAAAGGAACUGAGAAACGGAGAUAUUCUCAGCCUCGGAUGGCAUACAUACGUACGCCUGCACAAUGACGAAGAAGAUAUACAUUGGCGCGAUGAAGACGUUUGUCAGCUCUGGAUUCCGACGAUGGAGAAUCCGACAGACGUACCGGGUGCGUCUGAUAACGUAGUUGGUGAUGGAACUGAAAAGGUGGAUGUGAUCGUAGAUAGCAGCCGAGCCUCUUCAUCUGAUGGAACGAAAAUGCAGUCUGACACUACUUGUUCUUCCGACGAUGACACUGGAGAGUCACAGGAUGAAAAGACUUGCAAGCAACGUAAUGCAAUCUUGGAUAGUGCAAAUGGGGACGCUGAAGCUGCAUUCUAUGACGCAGACAGCGAAAUAGCAAAAUGUCGUCUUGCCAGUGAUAACAAGGGUAUUAUCGUCACGGUGCGCAUGCUGCCACCUCAUGCGCACUCUUUGCUUCUGGCGACCAGUAAGGUUGAUGAGGAAAACGAGGAGGACGAGGAGGCAGAUGAAGAAGAGGAGGCCGAUGCAGAUGAUACGUAUCAAGGCAUGGAAGAUAGUAGCAUGUGCUCGGUCAUGGACAAUGCUGCCAGAACUUGUAGCGAAACGGACGUUGCGAUGGAAGAGGGCGGGAAGGUUGACCUGCUGGUGACUGAUGGACAUAUCUGCUUCUUUGACACGAACGACGCUGAUCCGUCACGCUACCGCUAUUGUUUUGCAUUGGCGAUGGGGCACUUCUACUCCGAACAAGUGGAAAUAGUGCACAAACCAACGCUUUGGGCUCUGCUGCAUCCGCCCAAGCCAAAAGUGGUUUACACACCUUACAUGGGAGAUGAUCCAGCGCUAUUGGAGCUGUUCGACCAGUGUAUUGACAGUACCACACGGUCCAUUGGGGUUCGGCCGCCAAUUUGCUACCCGAAUGAAGAGCCUGUCCUGCACCCGUCCGACAAGGAGGCUAGCGAGGUGGACGUGCAGAAUCAACUAGACAAGGAAGCAGACGGCCGUCAACUUGCGUGUGAGGCUCAGAGACGAAGACUGGCACAGCACAAGGAGCAUGACCAGGAUGGCCGUGAAGCUCGUGCUAAAGAUGGGAUUCUCGGUACAUUGGCUUCCUUUUAUGAGGACAUCAAGCUUGCCCUUGGUAUUGGACAUGUGGUGCCUACCACUGACAGUCUGACUGAAGUUGAGUACGCAGACGUUUGUGGACCAUUAUCUGUACCAGCAAGCGAGGACAAGCACGAGGUGACGCUAGAGAAUGCACAAGCGCACCUGUCGAAGGACACGUUUGGCGAUUCACUACGUUUUGUGAACAAACUGUAUAAUCGCGUGUUUGGCAAGCCCACGACGUCUGAUCGACGCCGUGUACCAUCACACAUGCCGUUCUUGCUGCAGAAGUCGAUGAUUCGCGAAAUCAAGGACUACUGGACGAAGGAGGUGAACGAUACGUCGGCGCACCGUUUCCGACACCCGCAGGAUAUGCAGUUCAGCUUUUCGUACUUUCACUACUUGAUCAAUCGUGCCAAGAUCCAUCCACAUACGCUGGAAGAGGUCUGGCACGAAUAUAUCGACGCAAACCGGAACGGGAUCCUGGACGAGGACGAGGUGUUGACUGCUGCUAGUCUGGCACACGGAGAUGCACCUUCCGAAGCCUUUGUGGCGGACGUGCGCAAGUGUGUGCAACCAGAAAAGCGCGAGAAGGCGCGUGAGACGUUGACAGCCGAGGGAACGCUUCGACUUACUGAGACGUUGACUCCGCAUAUCACGUUGGAAAACCUUGAGCGAUGUCCUGAGGUACGCGAUGCUUUGAUCAAGAAUGUGCGCUACGAAUCGAUGGUGGAGCUGAUGCCAGAGACCGAAGUGACAUUCCACAUGCUGAGUGACAACUACAAGUUUGCGUGGAAGCAAAUGAUGGGCACACGUGCUCGUCGUACCAAGUUCGUGUGCAUUAAUGACGACAUGAAGAAUCCGUCGACAGCAGUGAGUCAGAUCCUGCACGAACUCUUUCUGUCCAUUUGGCCCAAACGUUCGCAGUUUGAGCUGCCGUAUCACCUCAAGAAUCGCUAUGCGCACAUUGACGAAUACCAUGCCGCACAGGCGCGUCGUCAAGUAGCUGCUUGGAUUGCAGUGACGAUCCUGCUGCUCCUCGCGUUCGUCUGUCGCAACGUACUCCGUGCGAUGUUUGGCUUCCAGGACAUUGCUCGGGCGCGAGCUGCGUCUGCUUCACAACUCGCUCAGGAGUUCCAGCAAGAGGUCGAAGGGCGUGACGAGCCAUCGAAGAACCGCGAACUCGAUGCCACCACUACCUCUUCAUAG
Molecule: messenger RNA, 3984 nt
Organism: Peronospora matthiolae
Lineage: Eukaryota; Oomycota; Peronosporomycetes; Peronosporales; Peronosporaceae
Source: the annotation of a GenBank genome assembly